Molecule: messenger RNA, 2787 nt
Organism: Bombyx mori (domestic silkworm)
Lineage: Eukaryota; Metazoa; Arthropoda; Insecta; Lepidoptera; Bombycidae
Gene: OstDelta
Product: dolichyl-diphosphooligosaccharide--protein glycosyltransferase subunit 2
Exons: 10
Coding region: 146-2020 (624 amino acids)
Biological process (GO): protein N-linked glycosylation
Cellular component (GO): membrane; oligosaccharyltransferase complex
Source: RefSeq, a predicted model, not a curated record
CAACGUUGAUCUUUUAUGUCAAACGUGUUUGACUUUGAGUAUUUCUGUGGCCGGCAAUUAGUUUUUAUCAAUAAAUGAAAAAUUAAAGAAAAUACUUACAAAUUUUUAACACUCGUUACUAGUAAUAAAUACAAUUAAAACUUAUAUGAAAAUGUACUUUCGAGUACAAUUGCUCAUCUUAGUGAGUAUAGCAGUAAGUAAUGCCAACAUUCUCCAAGGCACUGUGGAUAUCAAUCGCCUUCAAACCAUACUUAAAGACAACUUAAAGAGCAAAGAUGUGGGCACCCUGUAUUAUGCUGUUCGAGGAUUGAAACAGUUGAAAGCUGAUGUGCCAAAUAUUUGUGAGGACCUCAAAACGAUAAAGUAUGAUGUCAAGAACUUAGAGCAAGUGUUUUACCUCACAAACUUGGCCCUUCUUACAAACUGUCAGAAUUCACUCAAGCCUGAAGUAUUGGCGACUCCAACCCAAGCACUAGACAAAAAGGAUGUCACCAUACAGGAACUGUACUUAGCUGUGUAUACACUAAAAGCUCUUGGUAAAGGAACUAUUUAUGAUAAAGAGGAUGCUUUAAAAAAUCUUAUUCAGCUGCUGAAAAAGGAUGACACACCUGCCAAUUAUGGUUAUGUAUUUGCAUUAUGUGAGCACAUGGGCUGUGGGCUAUGGACAACUUCGCAUGCUGAAGGAGUUAUACUUGCUGCUGAUGAGACAGACUCUCGUGCCUUACAUUUUGAAGGAGGCCUACCUGUCACAUCACAACUUUUGACUACAAUAACCAGGACAUACAAAGCUCAAAAGAAGCCGACGCCAUUCACGGAGGAGCAACGGUACAAGUUCGCCGAGUACCUGUUGUCGCGUCGGUCCGUCAACACCGCCAAGGGCGUGACGCUCCUCCUGGAGGCAGCCACUGCCAUCGCGGACGAUGAACCCACACCGAUCAGCAUUGCGGUCAAAGGCAAGAAGUAUGUGACCUCUGAAUCUGACAGCAUCGAGUUCACCAUCACCGACCUCAUCGGCAGGCCGGUCCGCAACCUCAAACCUGAAGAAGUAAUCGCACAGUCUGGCACCAGGCUCGCCGACGACGUCGUUGUGCUAUCCAAACAGCCUUUAACCCAGAAACCUAACGAACCGACUUUCGUCCUUAAUCUAAACAAGAUUAAAUCACAAUAUGGCGUGUACAAGAUCGCUUUAAGUGCCGGGACGAAGACGACCAGCGUGAACGUGGCCGUGCUGGGAGAGAUCCAGGUCGCCAAUGUCGAGGUCGGCGUCGGCGACGUGGACGGCACCACCAGCCCUAAGAUUACAACCAUCACUUACCCGAAUAAACUGGUGGAUAAGUUGCUGGCUGAUCAUAUGCAGAAAGUGAGCCUGAAGUUCACAGUUCGCGACAAAUGGAACAAGCCCGUUUUAGUUCAACAAGCUUUUGUAAGGGUUGCCAGCACAGAGACUGACGAUGAAACUAUCUUCGUUGCAGAACCUGACAACACUAAAGCAUAUAAAGUUGAAUUGAACAUCGGCAGCAUAGCGAAGCACCUCAACUACGCGUCGGGCUCGUACUCCCUGAGCGUGUACGUAGGAGACAGCGCCGUGUCCAGCCCCGUAGCCUGGCUGCUGGGAGACGUCUCCUUCAACUUCGGCAAGGACGCCAAUGCUGUUGGGGUGGCGCGGGCGACGGGUGCGGCGGGGGGGCGGCUGCCGGAGCUGGCGCACACGUUCCGCGCGGCGGAGGCGCGGCCGGCGCGCGCGCUGUCGGACGUGUGCAGCGCGCUGUGCGCGGCGCCGCUGCUGGUGCUCCUGCUGCUGUGGGCGCGGAUCGGCAUCAACUUGCGGAACUUCCCCCUCGUACCCAGCGCGCUUAUAUUCCAUCUAGCCCUUGGAGCAUCUCUCGGGCUGUACGUCGUGCUGUGGCUCCAGCUGACAAUGUUCGAAGCCAUCCGCUACCUGCUGCCCCUGGGCGCCGUCACCUUCCUCUCCGGACAUCGCCUGCUGCAGCGUCUCGUGAAAGACAAAACCUCCAAAUAAUUAUAAAAAAAGAGACUUUUGUACACAUAAAGUUAUUGUGUAAUUACAUGUGUAAUUUAGUAAUAAAAUAAUUCCAAUAUCAACAAAUUAAAAACUCAAUAAUUUAUACUUUACAUUUUUUACAAUUGAGUAUGCAAUUUCGAAAAGGGCACAUGUCACAUAUUUUGUCAAAUACGUUUUUUCAUAUACAUGUAGUUUUGAGGCUUACCUACAUGCAUUUUAUAAUAAUUCCAGUAAUUUUCAAUUGCUAAUUAACACUAAAAUAUAUCUCAAAAGUUAAUAUUUUAAAUUUUACACUGCUUUAGAAAAUAAUUAGUUUUUUUUUCAUUUCCUGAACAUUUUACGUUUUCAGAGAUGUGCCCUUUUCGAAAUUGCAUAUUCAAUUAUUCUUUACAUUUUUUGAAUUUUCAAAGUUCAACUUACUUAAUUAGUUCAUCUACAGACAUUUAAAUUUUAGGGAUUCUUCAAUAUUAAUAAUGCCUGUGUUGUAAAAGUGUAAUGAGUUUAAGAAUAGAAACUACUAUACCUUUUUUAUUAGAAUAUAAUUUCCGCCCUUGUACACACACACACUACACAAUCAAGGAUCUCUACAUGUUUAAAUAGAUAAUGAAGAGUAUGAAAAUGAUGUCUGGCUUUGGGGUAUGUGAAACUGUUCCAUCUUUAUCUUCAGUUUGAGUUAUUUAGUUGAAUGUUGUUUUCUUACGAAAUUAAUAUUCAAUUAAAUAAUUCUACAUUUAUAAAUUUAAUAAAAAAAUAUGAUUUGUUAA